AUGGUAUCCGAUCCCGGAUCCAGUUCAUAUCCAACACCUACCGGCCGUCCCUCCAUGUGGAAUCUCUCAGGCCAGCGUAAGCUUAGCCGCUUGUAUACCUACACCAACCUGCCUCUUCCCCGCAUCGUCAAGGUCCUCGACUCCUUGCGUAUCUCAAACACCGGAGAGACGCCGGGACAGGACUCGGUGAACAAGAGGCUCAACGCCAACCUCGAUAAGGAGCCUCGAUGGCUUCGCCCAAAGACGAAAUCCGACAUGAGCCGCCGCAUCGACGAGCUCGCCAAUUCCCCCGCCUCCGCCGCCCCAACCGCAGAGCACACCGGGCAUCUACAUUCCCUCGGAGACCCUUCGGACAUGGGCAUGCAUUCCACCUGGCUCGAUGCGGCGACUGUGGCCGAAGCUAGCCCCUGGCACCCCGACCUCGCACACUGGAACCAACCUGCCGCCCCUCCCCCCCCCGCUGUGACCACCCAGCAGCUGGCAUCGCCUCAGGUCGCCUUCGCCGAUCCUAGCAGACCUAUGGCUAUGGGCCCCGUCUCGGUCCCGCCCGAGCCUGUGACCGCCCCAAGUUUGCGGCGACGGACUACCGUCGCGACUACCUCCACGGACAUGACCUCCAACACCCUCGCAGACGCCCUCUCCCAGUGCUCAUCCGACUAUGUCCGCAGAGUCACCCGGCUCGUCAAGCGCUACACACUGUCCGGACUUGUCACUGCGCCUUCUACCCUCGACGAAGGCGAAUCCGUGCCAUCCGAAUCGCGUCCCGGCACAUCCGGCUCCACACGAAGCUCGUGGCUCGACGACGACGAUGACGGAGAUCACGCCCGCCUUCCCGACGACACCAGGCGGCUACCGGGCGAUUUUCUUCAAAUAGACUUUCAACUCUCCGAGAAAGGGCCCUGCCUGCUCUUACAGGAGCACGAAUCCAGAUCUUGCUUCUGCUACGCCAGAGAGGAACUCACCCAUGCACACUGGGUCUCGGAUGAAGGCCUUUCGGCCAGUCUCCGUCCCGUCUUCCACAACGACCCGUCGGCCUUAUCCGCCCUAAUCCACGAAAGAGAUCCUUUCGGCAACACGCUGCUCCAUCUCCUCGCCUCCCGAGGCGCGCCCCACAGCUUGCUGCACCGCGCACUCGAUCACGCCUCCAACGCUUGCGUUAAAAACAGUGCUGGACAAACCUUCCUCCAUCUCCUGGACGAUUCCUGGUUUUUCUCCUCCACCGGAAUGCCGCCCCUUCUCAGUCUCCUUCGACGUCUGAGUAAGGACGCGUACUUCGACAUCUACUCCUCCGAUGUGUACGGGAGAAGCAUUUUUCAUCUUCUCGCAACAAAGCUGGACGAGACCGAGAACGGCCGCGGGAUUGGCGCUGGGAUACGACGGCACUUUGAGACUGCGAAAUACCGUCGUCGGGACGCUUUCGGCGUGGUCCCGGGAGAAGACGAGACACCUCUUUCUCUUCCUCUUCCUCCUUCUCUUUCUCAUUCAGGCCCACCAGCGGGGAUACCAAGCUCAGACGAUGCGCAGCCAGAUAACGCCCGAGACGCCGGAUACAUCAAACACACCCGGCUCGUCAAAGUGGUGCGCACAUCAGAGCUGGAACCUGAUGUCGAAGACUCCAAGGGCCGCAACGGACUCCACUGCCUCGCCGCCGCCAUCCUCACUCAAGACACCCUACUGGCCAAGUACGGCAGCUGCCCUUCCAUCUCAUUAGCUCCGCGGGCGCAGCCACAACCCCAAGCGCAGCCCACGAAUGGCCGGAAACGAAAACUCAACACCCCCUACCUGAACAAGAAUCUAUGCGACGCGUCGAACGAAUCCCUCAGACAUCGCGAGUCGCUGGUGCGCAGACUGCUGGAAGCGGGGGUGGACCCGAACCACUACGCCGCCGACGGCACCACGCCCCUCAUGGCCUUCGUGGCCCACCUCCCCGAGGACGGCGACUACAAGCUGCCCGUGUCGAUCCUGGAGCUCCUCAUCGAAGCCGGGGCCCGCGUCGACGCCCGCAACCGCCAAGGCGAAACGGCGCUGCACGUCGCGGUGCGCCAUGGCCGCAAGCUCGCCGUGCGGACCCUGGUCAAGAACGGUGCCUGCGUCCACGUCCGCGAUGCGGCCGGCCGGAGCCUCCUGGACGUCGCUGACGCGCGCGUCGUCGGCGCCUCCCGCGACGAGAAGGCCUACUCCCAUUACGAGGCCUCUCGGGCUUGGCUCUCCGGUAAGGAGAGCAAGGCCGUGCAGAAUCCCACUGUGGCCAUGGAGUGGGGUCUCGGCCUUGAGUCUUCUGGAUGA
Molecule: messenger RNA, 2286 nt
Organism: Sodiomyces alkalinus F11
Lineage: Eukaryota; Fungi; Ascomycota; Sordariomycetes; Glomerellales; Plectosphaerellaceae
Product: ankyrin
Exons: 3
Coding region: 1-2286 (761 amino acids)
Molecular function (GO): protein binding
Source: RefSeq, a predicted model, not a curated record